AUGAUUGUCAAGAAAUGCGGAGGACUGCCCUUAGCUGCAGAAACACUGGGAGGACUUUUGCACUACAAAGAAACUGAAGAGGAAUGGGAAAGGAUAUUAGACAGUGAGAUUCUGGAUUUCUCACAUGAAGAUAGCAAAAUUCGAUCAGUUCUGAUGUUAAGUUACAGCUACCUUCCAUUGCACCUAAAACGGUGCUUUGUUUUUUGUUCAAUAUUUCCAAAGGGUUAUGAAUUUCACAAGCACCAGCUGGUGUUAUUGUGGAUGGUGGCAAAUCUUCUGCAGAAACCCAAGAGAAAUUCCAUAACAAUGGAAGAGAUAGGUUAUAAAUAUUUCAACGAGCUAGUAUCGAGGUCAUUUUUCCAAAAAUCAAGAGGCGGAGGAGAAGAAUCUUACUUUGCCAUGCAUGAUCUUAUUCAUGAAUUAGCCCAGUACGUGUCCAGAGGACACUAUUUUACAUUAGAAGAUGGCAACUCAAAGCAAGUUACAAUGAAGGUGCGUCAUCUAGUUGUUGCAUCGCAUGUAUCCGAUAAGACAUUGGAUUCUGUUUUCCAAACAACUCAAUUACGCACCCUUUUGCCAUCAUCUAGUAAUUCAUUCGACUACUUGUCCAAUGAAGCAGUAAAUCAACUGGUGUCGGGUCUGAAGAUUUUGAGAGUACUAAGUUUGUCUUGGUGCGAAAAUUUUAAGGAGUUGCCUGAGACAAUUGGUGAUUUAAAGUAUCUUCUCUAUCUUGACCUCUCUAACACUUUGGUCGAAACAUUGCCUGAAUCAGUGGCUCGUUUGUACAAUUUACAAAUAUUAAAAUUAUCAAGGUGUCGAAAACUCACCCAGCUGCCCAACAAUAUGCAUCGUCUCCUCAACUUGUGGCAUCUUGAUAUUGGUGGGUCCGACAACAUAAAAGAGAUGCCAAAACAAAUAGGCAGACUGAAAAAUCUCCAAAUAUUGACUGGUUUCGUUGUGGGAAAAGAUGGAGCCAAGAUAGGAGAGUUAGGGGAGCUUUCAGAGCUCAGAGGAAACGUUGGCCUCAAGAAGUUAGAGAAUGUUGCAAAUGGUGAAGAUGCAUCAAAAGCCAGGUUGGCAAACAAGAAGAAGCUAGAAGAGUUGACGUUUUCUUGGAGCGAUGAUACUAAAGAUCAAGAACAAGCCACUGACAUGGGUGUUCUUGAGGAGCUAUUGUCUGGCACAGAGUUGAAAAGGCUUAAUAUCAUUGGGUACAGAGGUAUGAAAUUCCCAAAUUGUUUUCGGAAUCCUAAUACCAUUAGCAGCAUAGUAUCUAUAAAACUUGAAAGAUGUAGACAUUGCCAAUCUUUGCCAGCGCUAGGAGAACUGCCCUCCCUCAAAACUCUUUACAUCAAACAACUUGAUGGUGUUGUAAGGGUGAAUGAAGAGUUUUACGGAACUAACGGUAAAUUUGCAUCGUUGGAAUCCUUAAGUUUCUCUUCAAUGUCAGCGUGGGAAGAAUGGAAUUCAACUGGGGUUGGAGUUCAAGAUGGUGAAAUUUUUCCUAGGCUCCGAGAGCUCUUAAUAAGUGAUUGUGAUAGUCUAAUUACCGUGCAUUUGCCUCAGAACCUUCCAUCUUUAACAAAACUUGUAAUUCCAUCACCACUCUUAACAUCUACGGCUUCCGCAAUCGGCUUCGCUGCAGAGUUUCUCCCCACUUCCCUCACACACGUAGAGAUCAAGAAUUGCCAGAACCUAGAAUCCUUUCCCCUGCAUUCGCUUCCCAACCUCGCGCAUCUCGAUUUUGUAGCGUGUGGAAGUCUAAAAGAGAUCAAAGAUGCCGGAAAAUCAUUAUCUCUUAGUAGUUUGUUCAUCAAAGAUUGCCCGAACUUUAUAUCUUUCAACGAAGGCAGAUUGAAAGCCCCUAAUCUGAAUUCUCUUACAGUUGAAGGUUGUGAGAGACUGACCAAGCUGCCUGGACAAAUGCCUUAUUUGCUCCCAUCUUUGAAAAAACUGUGGAUCAUCAACUGUCCUCAGGUGGAGUCAUUUCCUGCAGGAGGUCUGCCCUCUAACCUGAAUGGACUUUUGGUUGACAAGUGCAGUAGACUGACUGCAAACCGAACGGAGUGGAGUCUGCAAACACUCUCAGCUUUUGAAUACUUUGAUAUCAGAGAUGAAUCAGAUGCAAAUAUCGAGUCGUUUCCAGAGAUGGGUUUGCUGCCUUCCUGCCUUACCUCGCUUCGCAUUGGCCCACUUGCAAGUCUUACGGAACUGGACAUGAUGCAGCUUCAACAACUCCCCUCUCUCCAAUCUUUGGACAUCCAGUGCUGCCCCAGACUAACCACUCUAAAAGUUGACGGAGCCUUGGAGGCCCCAACAUUACCAAAACUACGUAGUUUGUCCAUCGAAGAUUGCCAGGAUUUCACAUCUUUCACCGAAGGUGGACUGAAUGCCCCGUAUCUGAAUUCUAUUAGAGUUGAACGUUGCCAGAAACUGACGAAGUUGCCUGGGCGAAUGCAUGACCUCCUCCCAUCUUUGGAACGCCUGUGGAUCAUUGAUUGUCCAAAUAUGGAGUCAUUUCCUGAAGGAGGUCUGCCUUCUAAACUGAAAGGACUUUUGGUUUCCAAGUGCACCUCACUGAUUAAAAACCGAAAUGACUGGAAUUUGCGAGCACUACAAGCUCUUGAAUUCUUUGAUUUCAGAGAUGAUGCAAAUGUGAAAUCGUUUCCGGGCAAGGAUUUGCUGCCUCCCACUCUUACCUGGCUUAGCAUUGGUCCACUUGCAAGUCUUAAGAGACUGGACAUGAAGGAGCUUCAACAACUCACCUCUCUCAAAUCCUUAAUCAUCAAGGAGUGCCCCAAGUUAAAGAAACUGCCGCGAUUGCCUGCCUCUCUUACUUGCUUAACUAUUAAUGAAUGUCCUGCUCUCAAAAAAAGGUGCCAAAGGGAGAAAGGGAAAGACUGGAACAUAAUUUCUCACAUCCCCAGAAUUCAUAUCGACCAUGAGCCCGUUUAA
This is a messenger RNA of Ziziphus jujuba (common jujube), 2955 nucleotides long. Its product is annotated as putative disease resistance RPP13-like protein 1. Gene Ontology annotation, molecular function: ADP binding. Bases 1 to 2955 code for a protein of 984 amino acids. NCBI's taxonomy places the organism in Eukaryota, Viridiplantae, Streptophyta, Magnoliopsida, Rosales, Rhamnaceae. The transcript has a single exon. The record is from RefSeq and is a predicted model, not a curated record.